AUGUCGCCAGUGGGGAAGGUGUCCCAAGUACAGGAUGGCAAAGUCUACCAGCAGAUCUUCCAGGCCCAGGUGCAGCUGGUUCAGUCUCUGGCAGCCACCAGGAAGCGGGCUGCAGAGCAUUCUGAGAUUCCAAAGAAUGCCAAGACACCCAUGAUGAAGAAGGUGCCGUUACCUGAGGGAGAAACCAUGACCCCUCGCCAGAGGAAGUGGGUGCGUAGCCUCCCCAACGACUGGGUCACGGAAAACCCAGUUCUCUAUAGGGAAAAUGAAGAAGCCAGGAAGGAGAGGGAGCGUCUGACGGAGGACAUGAUUGCUUCCCAAGAGGUGCAGGGCCUCUUGGACAACAUAGUUCCUGAGAGGGUGAGCGACCUCCAAGAGCAAGAAGAAUACAAGAAGAGGAAGUAUGUGCGUGCACUGGCGUGCUUUCAGGAGGAGCUGGAGCAGAUUGGGGUGGCGAUGGAACCGCUCAUCCUGCAGAAAGGGGAUCUUCUUUUGAAAAAGAUUUCGAAGUCUGACGAGGAUGUUGACAAGCUGUUCAAGAAAGUCGAAGUGGAACCAGACCUCGAGAGCUACACUAUUGAAACCCUGUUGGAACUGUGGGAAAAGGUGGCUGAAAGAUUCAUGCAGCAGAAGCAGGAGAUUAAGGAGUUGGAUGAAGAGCUGUUGGCACUGGAGGUCUCUCGAGCUGACAAGCUAAAGGAAGUGCUGAAGAGAUACGUCGGCAUCAUAGAGAAGACCUCCUAUAUCCUGCAGCCCGAUGUAUACAGGUUGAUAGAUAAAGAGGCCAUGGCCAUGAACCAGGCUCUCCUGGGCAACCGGAGGGCCAUCGCCCAGCUCCUAGUCAACCUGACUGAGGCCACCCUACAGCAGGAGCUUGACAACCGCCACCGCUGGCAGGGGCUGGUGGACACCUGGAAGGCUCUCAAGAAGGAGGCCCUGUUGCAGAGCUUCAGUGAGUUCAUGGCCAGUGAGGACAUCCAGGAGCCCCCAGAGGUGAAGAAGGAGCUAGAAGCAAUGCAGAAGAACCAGGAGGCCCUUCAAAGAGUGAGGCUCGAUCACAUCUGCACCAUCUGUGACCUCCUCCCGCCUAACUAUAACAAAACCCAGCUGUCUGAGUGGUAUGACUCUCUCACCUCCCUCAACAAGCAGCUCGACACCUACCACAUGGACUGCAUGUCGCUGGUUCGCUUCCUGUAUGAGAAGAUUUGGCAGCAGUGCCUGUCCCGUGUGCAGGAAUGCAAGCAGCAGCUGCUGGACUGGAGAGCUUUCUCUGAAGCAGAGGCAGAGAGCCUAGUAAAUCCAACCUUCUUCCUAAUGGUGGGGGAAUUCCAAAGCAAGGUGGAGAAGCAGCUGGAGCUCCUGGAUAGCUCCUUUGAGGCUUUGGCCAGGGAGACAGAAUUGCAGAGCUCGGACCUCUUCAGGUAUUUCCAGGAGGCUGUGAGACUGUGGGAGGGGCACCAGAGUGUCCUGUUGGGACAAGAGCUGGAGCUAGAGAAGAGGAUAGAACAGCAUCGGCAGAAGCACAACCAGGAGACCCAGAACCAAGAGACUUCCCUGGAUAAGCUUCUAGACCAAAUGAGACAGCAAAGUCAAGAGGAGUCGCUGAAGGCACACAUGGAGAAGGCCAGGAUCUUUCUGAAGAACAUGAAGUCCAGGUACGAAUGUUUUCACAUCCUGCUGACCAAAGAAGUGAUGGAGUACCCGGGGUUAGUGCUGAAAGAACUCAACUGCUAUAGCUUCACCCUCAGCCGACACUUCUUCAUUCGGGAAAUCUUUGAGCAGAACUUGGCUGGGGAAGUGAUUUUUAAAUUCAGGCAACCAGAAUCCCACGAGACACUCUUCAUGCAUAAAAUAAGGAAACUGAAGAAAAAACAAAGGGAGGCAGUGAGGUUACACAAAGAUGAAGAAAGCACAGAGCCAGACCUGGGGUCCGAGAAGCCAACAGAAGGCACGAAAGGAGAGGGGAGCGAAGAAUCAGAGCCCAGCACGGCUGGAGAGGCACUGAGCCAGCAGAACAAGUCCCCGCAGAGUGACAAGACGGAGGGGCCCAAAGACGAGUCUUCCCAAGGAGCUGAAGAAAUGCCGGGCAUGAGAGAGACCUCCUCAGAGGCGUCUCAGGGCCUAGAAACUCCGAAGUCUCAGGAAGAGAUAGAGGAAGAGGAGGAAAUAAAAGAGGAGAGAGAAGAGGAAGAAAUAAGAGAAGAGAGAGAAGAAGAGGAAAUAAAAGAGGAGAGAGUAGAGGAGGAGGAGAGGGAGGAAGAAUCUGUGGAGGAGAUACCCUAUGAAGAAAUGGAGUUCUUCACAACUGCAAGUGGGAACACUUACUUUGCUUUCCUGUCUGUGGAAGAUGAGCAGCAGAUCCACAGUAGGCCCCACUCCCACCACGGUGUGCUCUUCCAAGACUCUUUCAGCACCAAGUACAUAGAGCAAGUGGCUAUUCCUCAAAAACUAAUCCUCCAGGUUAAGAAAGGGCUUCGAGCUGGCUUCUUCGAACACCUUGAGAAAUGGUUUGACCAGUGUGCCCUCAAUGCUCGCAUCGUAGUGGCCGCCAAGGUUGAUGAACUGGAUUCAGAGCUGGAGCUACGGCUGCACCUGCACAAGCCAAGACUCGAGCAAGUGGAGAAGGAUAUUCACAACGUCAGGGCAGCUGAGCUCCUGCUCCACCAAGAGAGGCUGGACAGCCACUGUGCCGGUGUGAUCGAGACACUGAAGAAGGAGAGGCUGAUGUUCUGUCAGUUCCAAGAAGAGCAAGCUGUACGGAGCAGAAACUUCCGCCGCAAGAUCUAUGACAUGGAGCACAUUUUCUUGAAUGCCACCAAAAGCCAAAAGCUGGUUAGUCUCACCAAUACACUACACCGGGAGCUGCUCAGCUAUGUGGAUGUCAUCCAGGUGUCCCUGCGAAGCUUCCGGCAGUACCUGGAAGAGAGUCUGGGCAAGCUCCGCUACACCAACAUCGACUUUGUCAAGCACUGCAGAUUGUUCUCAGAGGGUGGCAACUUUUCCCCUGAAGAAAUUGAGACACUGUGCCACCGACUGGAGAAGGAAGCUACCCGGAUUGAGUUUGUUGAAAGUUUAAUCAUGAUCCACAUGGAAAAGAUGGAGACGGAGUACCUGGACCAGGCCAAUGAUGUCAUCAACAAAUUUGAGAGUAAAUUCCAUAACCUAUCUUCAGACCUUAUUUUCGUAGAGAAAAUCCAGCGGCUGAUGACAAACCUUCAAGUGAAUAUCAAGUGUCAGGUGGCAAAGUCCAAUUCCCAAGCAGAAGGAUUAAAUUCUUCUCUGGAACAGCUUCAGCAGAAGAUACAAACGUGCCAAGGCCACCGAGGAGAUAAGGAAAUGGUGACCACAGAUGAUCUCCUUGCCUUUGUCCGAACCUGGAAAGAAAAACUGAGCUUGAGGAUUAAGUACCUCAACUGCAGCCUGGACAUGGUGUCCAUCACUCAGGAGGUCUUUACGGACACCAUCCUGACUGACACUGAGAUGGAGAGUGAUAUCCACAUGAGUGCAGAGGCCCUUGAGGAGGACACCAAGGUGGGCCUUGUCACCCCCGAGUCCUUUGCCCAACCAACCCGCAUGGGGAGGCCCAUGAUUGAAGACCCUGCUGUGGACGUGGUCAGAAGGAUCCUUCAGUGAGUACCCACACCAUGGCCCAUUGCAAAAUCAACAUACCCAUGUGAUAAGGAUCGCUCGCAAACAGGUAGAAACACAGACCUGUGGGGCUCGGAAGGCAGUGGCAGGGAAGCUGGUGGCAGCUGUAACCUAUCAUCACCUCUUCUCUGUUGUUGACCGGGAUACUUGUCACCCAAAGCCUUGAAGAGACAUCGGUACCGGGCAGAGAAGGCUUUAAAGAAGGCUUUGGCCAGCUCCAGUGUUACCUCAGCAGGGAGCAUGACACGACAUCCCAAGUACAUCAGAGCUGACAAAAAGUACCAGGUGCUCGGGGAAAAGCCUUCUUCUCAGGCUGAGGAUUUUAAAGGCAUCAUCCAGAAUCUCCUGUGGGAGAGCAAUGAGCACCUGCUGGUGGUCGUGGAGGAUUUUUACCGUAAAGAGAAACGCCCAGUCACCAGGCCUGAAUGCAUGUAUGAAAACUUUGACCAGUGCGCCGACCACAUCAGCAAGAAGAUCUUAGAAUAUCUCCAUCAGACGGAUGAGUACCACAACUCCUGCCUUCUGGAAUUACGUGCCCAGGUGAGGAGGUUUGAGGAACUGCUGCCCCAGGUGUGUUGGCUGGUGACGGAGAACUACAAGGAACAGCACUGGAGCAAGUUUUGUGCAUCCAUGAAGGAGGUCCGGGAGCAGUUCGAGCAGCAGCAGAAGCAGCUAGAAAAGGAGAAGGAAGAAAAUGCUCAGAAGCUCCACCCAAAUCUUGGCCAUCCCACAUAUGCCAAUCAAAUGGAGUCACUGCAAAUCAUGGAGGAGCUGAGGCAGCAGGAGCUGAACCGGGUGAUCUACACGAACCAGGAGAAGAUGGAGGAAUUUGCCAAGAAGUAUGCCCGCUUCUUCAUAGCAAACUUGGCUUCCUUCACAGAGAGGUUCCUGAUACAGCUGGAUGAAGUGAUCACCAUUGAUGACAUUCAGGUUCCCCGGACGGAGCCCCAAAAGCAGAAAGUGUCGAUCCUCAUACGGAGGAAGCUGGCCAUGCUCUCUCUGGAGGAAGAGAGCGAGAAGCCCCUGAUUGAGCGUGGGAGCAGGAAAUGGCCCGGAAUCAAGCCCAACGAAAUCACCAUUCAAAACAAGAUACUGACUCGGAGGACACCAUCAAUAACCACCAAUAAGACCACCCUGGGCCACUUGGCUGCCGUAGAAGCCCGUGAUGCCGUUUACCUGAAAUACUUGGCACUGUUUGACAAAGAACUGAAGGGUAUCCAGGACGACUUCAAGACGCUGCUGUUGGAGUCUCAGCGCUGGAAGGAAAGCUGGAAGCGUUCCCUCAGCACCAUCCAGACCCUCUAUUCCACCCGUCCUUCUCCGUACCUCAAAUAAAGUUUUCAUUUCUC
Messenger RNA from Apodemus sylvaticus (European woodmouse), 4997 nucleotides. RefSeq names its product coiled-coil domain containing 180 (gene Ccdc180). NCBI's taxonomy places the organism in Eukaryota, Metazoa, Chordata, Mammalia, Rodentia, Muridae. The record is from RefSeq and is a predicted model, not a curated record.